Messenger RNA from Lasiosphaeria miniovina, 1455 nucleotides. RefSeq lists its product as uncharacterized. The transcript is spliced from 3 exons. Gene Ontology annotation, biological process: transmembrane transport; monoatomic cation transport. The record is from RefSeq and is a predicted model, not a curated record. Gene Ontology annotation, cellular component: membrane. Lineage: Eukaryota; Fungi; Ascomycota; Sordariomycetes; Sordariales; Lasiosphaeriaceae. Gene Ontology annotation, molecular function: monoatomic cation transmembrane transporter activity. The coding region runs from base 1 to 1455 and encodes 484 amino acids.
AUGGAGCCUGAUCUCUCCAACAGCAUAUCGCUGCAUCCCCACCUUUUUCGCACCCAGAACGACUCGUCGAGCGCCUUGCCCUCUUCCCACUCGCCCAGGCCCAGGCGCGGGCGCAGUCUCCUUCGCACGGCUGUCGAGGCUACUGAUGGCGGCGACGAUACCACGGUUGCGCGCCACCCGACAAGCGCCCAUUCCGACGAUGAGGCCGAGCGCCAGAUGACAGGCAGGCUUCCGCUAGUCGGCGCCGAGAACGACCCGUACGGAUUGGCGCAGAGAUAUAAAACAGCGGCCGAGCUGGCCGAGAUCAAGGCGAACACGUCUAGGAAGCGCGAUGCCCGGCCUCUCGCCAGCGGAAGCAGCAGAACCGGGACGGCCGCUGCCGCCAGGACCACGGGCAAUAGCACCACCACCAAGCUGGGACGCUACAUGAAGCCCUUUGGCCGAGCCAACAACCAGGCACGCCGCCUGCAGGGUUUCUACGAGGCCCAGAACGAGACGAUCGAGCGGCUGCUCAAGAGCGUCGAGGAGCACAGGGCCGAGGCGCGCCAGGAGCACGGCGAGGAUCAUCUCAAGUUCCAAAUCGCCGUCUGGGGCUCCCUCGUGGCAAACAUCAUCCUCACGAUUUUGCAAGUGUACGCCGCCGUCUCGUCCGGAUCGCUCUCGCUCUUCACAACCAUGGCCGACGCCGUCUUCGACCCCCUGAGCAACGUCACUCUGAUCCUCACCAACCGGGCCGUGCGGCGCGUCGACCCCUCGCGGUUCCCCUCGGGCAAGGCCCGGCUCGAGACGGUGGGCAACAUCGUCUUCUGCUUCCUCAUGACGGCCGUCUCCCUGAUCCUCAUCGCCUUCAGCGCGCGCGAGCUCGCCGAGCGCGGCGGCGACCUCAAGAACUUCCACCUGCCGUCCAUCAUCGCCGUGGGCAUCGCCUUCGGCACCAAGCUGAGCCUGUUCCUGUACACGUGGUCCAUCAGGGACAAGUACAGCCAGGUGCGCAUCCUGUGGCAGGACCACCGCAACGACCUGCUGGUCAACGGCUUUGGCAUCCUGACGUCGGUCGGCGGCGCCAAGCUGGCGUGGUGGCUCGACCCGGCGGGCGCCAUCGUGCUGAGCGUCGUCAUCUCGGUCAUCUGGCUGCGCACCGCCUUCACCGAGUUCCUGCUGCUCGUCGGCGUCGUCGCCAGCGUCGAGAUCCAGCAGCUCAUCACCUACGUCUGCCUCACCCACUCGUCCGCCAUCCGCCAGAUCGACACGGUCCGCGCUUACCACGCCGGCCCCCGCCUCAUCACCGAGGUCGACAUCGUCAUGGACCCUGACGCCUCCCUCCUCGAGACCCACGACAUCGCCGAGGAGCUGCAGUUCAAGCUCGAGAGCCUGCCCGACGUCGAGCGCGCCUACGUCCACGUCGACUACGAGACCACGCACAAGCCCGAGCACGCCUACAAGAAGGAUUUGUAG